GCCCCCCGCCCCGCUUUAUAAAACGGGCGCACGCGCACUACGUUCUCUGUCUCCGGUCGCUUUCCGUCCUCAGGAUCUGCUUCACGAUCGCCUCAUCGAGUCCGUAAGAGUCAUGGCUGCUAAAACAGAGCGCACAUUCAUCGCCAUUAAGCCUGAUGGCGUGCAGCGAGGCCUGGUAGGAGAGAUCAUCAAGCGCUUUGAGCAGAGGGGCUUCCGGCUGGUGGCUGCCAAGUUCAUGCAGCCCACUGAGGCUCUGUGUAAGGAGCACUACAUCGACCUGAAGGACAUGCCCUUCUACGCUGGGCUGGUGAAGUACAUGAGCAACGGGCCUGUGCUGGCCAUGGUGUGGGAGGGCCUGAGUGUGGUGAAGAUCGGGCGCUUGAUGCUCGGAGAGACCAACCCCAUCGACUCCAAACCUGGCACCAUCCGUGGCGACCUCUGCAUCGAAGUGGGCAGGAACCUGAUCCAUGGCAGCGACUCCGUGGCCAGCGCCACUAAAGAGGUCGCCCUUUGGUUCAAGCCGGAGGAGCUGGUGAGCUACACGAGCUGCGCGCAGCCCUGGCUCUACGAGUAACAUACCCGGCUGCUGGAGUGUGUUUUGCUGGAGAACUUGUUUAAAUAAAAACUGGAAUCUCA
Pimephales promelas (fathead minnow) is the source of this 636-nucleotide messenger RNA. RefSeq names its product nucleoside diphosphate kinase A. Gene Ontology annotation, molecular function: nucleoside diphosphate kinase activity. Lineage: Eukaryota; Metazoa; Chordata; Actinopteri; Cypriniformes; Leuciscidae. Gene Ontology annotation, biological process: GTP biosynthetic process; UTP biosynthetic process; CTP biosynthetic process. The record is from RefSeq and is a predicted model, not a curated record.